GAGCCUGAUUGAAGAGAUCUGAUUCGAUUUGAUCUUCUAGUUUUGAAUUUAUCGCGGUGCAUGAUUGUCUUUCGAUUAAAUUACUCUGCUCGCCCGUGCGGGGACAACGUUUGAAUAAAAUAAAGUUAUUACUAUCAAUAUUAUCUUUGAACGGUUAAAAACUUACAUGGUUUUUAACUCAAGAUAUAAUGGAGCUUGAUUUGAAGCUAUGCCGGUUCGAAAGUGCACCUUGGGGAUUCCGGCUUAUCGGUGGCUCUGACUUCGAGUUACCAUUGACCGUUGUCAAGGUAGCUGAAGAAAGUCUUGCUGAGAAAGCGGGUAUGCAGGUAGGGGAUGUAAUCCUCAAAGUCAACGACGAACCAACUGCUGAACUGAGUCACACACAAAUGCAAAAACUGAUAUCCAGUUGCGGCAAUAACUUUCUUUUAACCGUUUACAGAGAGGAAAGGCAGGAAGAAAAUGGAGACACUGAGGUUGAAGUGGUGAGUGCUUCUGAGAUCCAUAAAAUGGAAGAGCAAUGUCAGCAAGAAGUCAUUCAAAGUACCCAGGCAGUUACUAGUGAAACAACUGAAAUUCAUGAAGCGCAGAAUGUUGAAGAAGUGACACAGGAAGAAAUUUCAGAAGUUUCAAAAACCGUAGAGGAAAUAACUUCAAAUGACGCAGAGGAAGCACUGACCAACGAAAAUGCUACAAAUGCCAACCUCAAUGCCGUUUUUCCCAGAUCCGCGGUUUGCACCAGCAGCGAAGUAUUUCGAACUAUUAAAGAAGAAUCGACAAUGACUGCGACCGAAAUGGAGAAGGAGAAACGUAAGUGGACAACAUUUUUACAGAAGCCGAAUCGCCCGAUUCCUAAAACUAAACUUGAGCAAGAGCAAGAAAUCAAGAGACAACAAUACAGAGUGCAAAUUGUUAAGCAACAAAAGCCAAAAGUGGCUCCAGAUCGAAUUCCUACUCCGCCGCCUGAAAUACCAGAAGAACCGGAACCAGAACCUGAGCAAAUAACGAAAAUAGAAGAGGAACCCUGUGAGCCUCCAACUGACAGCGAGGUUCCAAACUUGGAGCCAGUGCAAGAGGAGACUUUACCAGCUGUUGAGGAGGCAGAUCAAACUGAAAAUAGAACGGAAAACGUCGAGACUCCAAGCCAAAAUGAGACCGAGCCGCAAGAAAUUGCAGUACCUGAACCAGAACAACCGCAGAAAACAGAGGAGGAGCUGAUGUUUGAAAAGCAGCUGGUGGAUAUUCAGAAACAAUUGCUGGCAUUGUCUUCAUUGCCAUCAACAAUCCAAGCAACCUUAGAUGCGGUAACGAGGCAACUGAGCGGUCUAAUGCCAAACUUACAAUUGGAUCUGCCAGUAGUUGCGACAUCUGACAAAAAUUCUGGAUCGUGCACAAAGGAAGAAGAUGUUACUAACGACGAAAGUAAAGAUGAAAAUAUGAAUGAGGUCAAAAGCGAAUCUACAGAGGAAGUGAUCAAUGUUGUGCAAACUGCGGGCACCACUGAAGAAGUAACUAUGAGUGAAUCGUAUGAAGAACAGACAAUAGAGGAGCACAUGAGCGAAGUGAAGGAAGAACAUGCUUAUCAGCAAUCGAUCCAAGAGACAAUCGUACAGGAAGAACAUUUCGAACAACAAUUCUCGGCGGAAGAACAUCAAUCAAAGUCGCAAAAGGAACUAGUUAUGCUCGAGCUGGAGCACAAGCAACGACUUAUAAAAGAGAGAGCAUCGAAAAGACCACCACGAGCUUUUGGUCCACUUACUCCUCAGGAGCGUCCUUUGGUUCUACCGGGUGGGAGGAAAUGGCGAAGACCUAAAGAUGCAUACAACGAUGAGCUAAUAGCAGAUAUCCUAAGCUCUCAAGCUGAGCUAAUUGUUGGUUCGACUCUUGGGUCUACAUGUGAAAGCACUAACGUAAGCACCGAUCCAAGAGUAAAUUUUCUCAAAUAUAAGAAACCGGAAAAGCAUAUCGAUCUGGAGAAAAGUGAGGUGUAUAAAGUUAUCCAUGAGUUGGAUCAUUCACCAAAACGGGGCAUUGAAUUUCGUCCUGAGAAAGUCGUUGCUGAAGCGGAUGUUCGUAGUUGCGUGACACCUGUGCCAUGAAUCCCAGAGUAACUCACGUGAAGGAGUGUUGGACGUGCUUCAUUUGAUGAGUUUUAACUAUUAUAAAAUUACAUUCUAAUAAAAUAUUUAAAUAAAUGAAA
Messenger RNA from Hermetia illucens (black soldier fly), 2197 nucleotides. RefSeq names its product titin (gene Zasp67). The transcript has 10 exons. The record is from RefSeq and is a predicted model, not a curated record. Gene Ontology annotation, molecular function: muscle alpha-actinin binding; actin binding. Gene Ontology annotation, cellular component: filamentous actin; adherens junction; Z disc. Gene Ontology annotation, biological process: actin cytoskeleton organization; muscle structure development. NCBI's taxonomy places the organism in Eukaryota, Metazoa, Arthropoda, Insecta, Diptera, Stratiomyidae. The coding region runs from base 189 to 2096 and encodes 635 amino acids.